AUGAGAGGUAAAAUACACAUGCUCGAGUUCCGGGUUAAUCUAGUUCAAUCAGGAACCCGCCACUCUCAACAUCUACGAUGUCUACUUAGAAAUGUUUCAACUUCAAAGCAGCUUCGUAGCGACGAGCUUGUUGUACAUAGAGACAAUCCUGAAAAUAAUCCAAAAACCCCUUUCGAAUUUAGUGAGGCAAACUUAAAUCGUUUGUGUGCAAUAAUUCAAAACUACCCGGAGGGGGCGCAGCGGUCGGCGUUAGGUGCUGCGUUGGACUUGGUUCAGAGACAAAUUGGAUGGAUCCCGAUAUCAGCCAUGCAUAAAGUAGCAGAGAUUCUAUCUUUACCAAGAAUGAGAGUUUAUGAAUUUGCAACUUUCUAUACAAUGUGUAAAAGGCGCAAUAGAGGAAAAUUUAAUGUUAAAGUUUGUGUAACCACACCGUGCAUGAUUCGCGGAUCCGAUAUUAUUUUGCAAGCGGUAGAGGUUGCGACGAAAUGUAAAACUGGGGGACUAUCUGAGGAUGGGGUUUUCGGAGUAGAUAUUGUCCAGUGUCAAGGAGCAUGUGCCAAUGCCCCAGUAAUGGUGGUCAACGAUGACUACUACGAGGAUUUAACUCUAGACAAUGUUUAUGAGAUAAUUAAUGCACUUAAAGCUGGAUGUAUACCACCACAAGGCCCCCAGAGCGGAAGAUUCUGUGCUGAGCCGUGUUGUGGUCAGGCAAGCUUAUUGGAACCACCACCGGCACCCGGAUUUAAGUUACAACCUGCGCUCGCAAAAUAA
This is a messenger RNA of Papilio machaon (common yellow swallowtail), 771 nucleotides long. RefSeq names its product NADH dehydrogenase [ubiquinone] flavoprotein 2, mitochondrial. Lineage: Eukaryota; Metazoa; Arthropoda; Insecta; Lepidoptera; Papilionidae. The transcript is spliced from 7 exons. Bases 1 to 771 code for a protein of 256 amino acids. The record is from RefSeq and is a predicted model, not a curated record. Gene Ontology annotation, molecular function: NADH dehydrogenase activity. Gene Ontology annotation, biological process: mitochondrial electron transport, NADH to ubiquinone.